ACGAACUGAACAGCAGCGACAAACAACACCAAACGGCAUAGAUCCUAACAGCAUUCACACCCGACAAAAUUAAUUGAUUCCCGCUUAUCAUGCAGUGUUACGUUCUGCCCCGAUUUCCUCGAGUCCCCUCCUCGACUUACUCUUCUUCCAUCCUUAUCCUCCGAGCAUACUCCUCCUCCUCCACCCCAGAACCCAUAAAAUCCCGCAACACCCCCCGCCCGCCAAACACCCCCUCCCCUCCCGGCCUCUCCAACGCCAACUUCGAAGAAAGCGUCCUCGCAAACGACGUCUCAACCUUCUCCAAACUCCCCAAAGAAUUCGGCGCGAACCAGCAUCUUGUCAUCGAUCAGGAAGUGAAGGAGAGGCUACGGAGUGUUCUGUGGCAGUUCAAUGCACCGAUUCGGUAUGCGUUCGCGUAUGGAAGUGGGGUGUUUAACCAGGGUGGGUAUGCGAAGGAUGCGAAGCCUAUGGUGGAUUUUAUUUUUGGAGUAACGCAUGCGCAGCACUUUCAUUCGUUGAAUAUUGCACGGCAUCCUGAGCACUACUCUGGCCUUCGACAUCUCGGCAGUGCAGCCAUCUCGUAUAUCCAACGAGGGUUCGGAGGGAAAGUGUAUUUCAACCCGUACGUAGAGGUGAACGGGAUGAUGAUCAAAUACGGCGUGGUCUCGAUCGAUGACCUAUGUGCCGACUUGAACGGGUGGGAAACGAUGUACCUCGCCGGACGAAUGCAAAAACCCAUCAAAAUCCUACGCGACGAACCACGCGUCCGACUGGCAAACCAAAUCAACCUCAUCUCGGCCCUCCGCACCGCACUCCUCCUCCUCCCCGAGAAAUUCACCGAGAAAGAACUCUACGAAACAAUCGCCGGACUCUCCUACAUGGGCGACGCACGGAUGCGCGUGGCCGAGAACCCGAAGAAGGUGCAGAAUAUCGUUUCUGCGCAGUUACCGAAGUUUAGGGAGUUGUAUGGGCCAUUGGUCGAAAACCUCCCCAACCUUACUUUCCAGUCGACGGUCCCUAUGCAAUCAACCGACGCCUAUGCCACCCUCCACCAAGACCUCGACCCAGUCCGUCGCGCAAAGAUGGUCGGCCGUCUCCCCUUGCACUUUCGCACAAAAAUCCAAUCCAUCUUCCUUAAACACUACGAUAUGAAAUACCUCCCACAGGAACGAGAGGGUAUGAGAAUGUUCGAGGAACGGAUCGUGGGAGAUGAGAGGUUGAGAAGGGAGAUUGGGAGAGCGGUGAGGAAGACUGUUGGGUGGAGUAGUGGGGUACAGACUGUGAAGGGGUUGUUUAGUGCGGGGCCGAUUAAGAGUUGGAGGUAUGUUGCGGAGAAGGUGGGGAAGAAGACGAAGAAGGAGUAG
Messenger RNA from Saitoella complicata NRRL Y-17804, 1364 nucleotides. RefSeq names its product Mmp37-domain-containing protein. Gene Ontology annotation, biological process: CDP-diacylglycerol biosynthetic process; cardiolipin biosynthetic process. The record is from RefSeq and is a predicted model, not a curated record. The coding region runs from base 90 to 1364 and encodes 424 amino acids. NCBI's taxonomy places the organism in Eukaryota, Fungi, Ascomycota, Saitoellomycetes, Saitoellales, Saitoellaceae. Gene Ontology annotation, cellular component: mitochondrion. The transcript has 2 exons. Gene Ontology annotation, molecular function: phosphatidate cytidylyltransferase activity.